Topomyia yanbarensis is the source of this 2413-nucleotide messenger RNA. RefSeq names its product zinc finger protein 665-like. Bases 94 to 2115 code for a protein of 673 amino acids. Lineage: Eukaryota; Metazoa; Arthropoda; Insecta; Diptera; Culicidae. Gene Ontology annotation, cellular component: nucleus. The record is from RefSeq and is a predicted model, not a curated record. The transcript is spliced from 3 exons.
ACAAACAAUAAUUAUUAGCCGCAGUGUAUUCCAUUGUCGAAAAUGAUAACACAACAAAUAAAGGGAAAAAAGUAGCUAAAACAAUUUUGUGAUAUGGAAGCAUCCCUGCAGGUUAAGUCAGAGAUAAUAGAUUUGGAUCUAACGGAAUCCGAAUGCAUCAGUAAUGCCGAACGCACAUCAGAAAACCUAAGUAAAGUAGGUGUUACUAUAAUUAAUUCAGUUGAUACCGACGUGCACAAUAUCGAUUCCUUAAAUGCGAAUUCUGAUUCAAUGCAUGAAGUUGGCCACUUCAAGGGCCCCAACUCUAAGCAAACAAAGAUCGAUUCUAAAAGGGGCAAUCAACUUGAUCAAAGCGAGAGUAAAUGGGUCGACUGCGACACACGAGACCAUCUGCAUAUCAACGGAAAUCUAUCCAACAAUCUGCAGGUAGCGUCCCCUAUCCCAACCACAGAUUCUACAAAACCACACAAAUGCGAGUUUUGUGAUAAAAGAUUCGUCUAUAAGAGCCGCCUUGUUGAUCACGUUCGAGUGCAUCUUAACUUAAGGCCCUUCCGUUGCGACGUCUGCGGUAAGGCAUUCCGUAAGAGUAGCAUACUUUCGCAGCACCAGUUGAUCCACAAGGGUGAACGACCGUACAAGUGUACCGUUUGUAGCAAAGAUUAUUCCCAGAAAACUAGUCUGAUCGCACACAUGCUCCUACAUGAAACUGAGCGACAGCACAAGUGCAUUGUAUGUAGCAAAGAAUUUAACCACAAAACUAACCUAACCGCACACAUGUCCAUUCAUACGGGCGAGUACCGGCACAAGUGCGAUGUGUGUGGCAAAGGAUUCAAUGCCGGUAACCAACUGAAAGAGCACAAGCACAUUCAUACUGGUGAGCGGCCGUACAAGUGCAAUGUGUGUGGCAAAGAUUUUUCCCAACAAGCUAGCCUUAUGAAACAUAAAACUCUGCACACAGGCAAAGAUGAAAGGCAGUACAGGUGCACCGUAUGUAACAAAGAUUUUACCUUAAAAAGUUCUCUAAAGAGACAUAUGUUGCUCCAUACGGGGGACUACCCGUACAAGUGUGUUGUGUGUGAUAAAGGAUUCUCUACAAAUUACUGCCUGGAGGAGCAUAAUUGCAUGCUUACAAGUGAGCGAACGUCAAGCGAGAACAAUAUAACGUACACCACGCGAGACGGCGUGUUGAAUAGCGGAAACUCUCCCAACGGUUUGUUGAUAACCUCGACCGUUUCAUCUAUCGCUUUCUCUCAACCACACGAAUGCGAGUUUUGUGGAAAAAGUUUUCUCCGGAAGAGGAACCUUCUUAAUCACAUCCGGGUACAUAGUGGUGAAUGGCUCUUCAGUUGCGAUGUCUGUGGUAAAGCAUUUCCCAGGAGUAGUGAACUAUCGCAACAUCGGUAUGUCCACGGUGAGCGACAAUUCAAGUGCACCGUGUGUAGCAAAGAGUUUACCUACAAUUCUAAUCUAGUUGCACACAUGUUCGUUCAUACGGGUGACUAUCGGUACAAGUGCGAUGUGUGUGGCAAAGGAUUCAUUAGCAGUACUAACUUGAAAGAUCACAAGCACAUUCAUACUAAGGAGCGGCCGUAUAAGUGCACCAUCUGUGGCAAAGGUUUUACCCAAAAAACUAGCCUACACAAUCACACUCGCAUUCAUACGGGUGAGCGGCAGUACAGGUGUAACGUUUGUGGCAAAGAUUAUACCUGCAAAUCUAAUCUAACUGCUCACAUGUACCUUCAUACGGGUGAGAUUCGACACAAGUGCGACGUGUGUGGCAAGGGAUUCAACAUCGGUGCUCACUUGAAAGAACACAAACGCAUCCAUACCGGUGAGCGGCCGUACAGGUGCACCGUGUGUGGCAAAGAUUUCACCCUCAAGAAUACCCUAACCGGACACAUGUCCAUUCAUACGGGCGAGUACCGGCACAAGUGCGAUGUGUGUGGCAAAGGAUUCAAUGCUGGCGUUCACUUAAAACAGCACAAAUGCAUUCAUACCGGCGAUCAAACGCGUGUGAAUGAUAUUGCUCCAUCAACGACUGGGAGUAUCUCAGGCCAAACUCAGCAGGACUGCGUGACGCCGUGGGAGUUCGGAUCUCAGGGGAAAGAUUCUUGAUAUAUUUCAGUAGCAUGACGUUGAUUUGUAACUGUAAAAUUGGAAGCCUUGUAAAAAAAUCGAGCAUCUUGUUCUUUUAUCAUAUAUUCUGUGAAUGCAUUUUUGUACCUGUGAUGAAUUCUAGAUGAAUUCCAUUUUUGAAGUUUUUCGUUUCGCAGAUCGAAUCGUUCUUCCUUCAAUGGUAUCAUCUUUGUUAAAAUAGAAUUGUAUUAAAAUUCAUGAAACAAUUGGUGUAUUUUAGAGUACACAUUCCUUGCUUCCAGUUUCUUCGGUGAAAAAACUCGCUCCUGUUUGCUAC